Molecule: messenger RNA, 2088 nt
Organism: Lactuca virosa
Lineage: Eukaryota; Viridiplantae; Streptophyta; Magnoliopsida; Asterales; Asteraceae
Source: the annotation of a GenBank genome assembly
AUGGGAGAUAACGGAAACGAAAACAAUAAUGGAAAUAGAGGUUUCGAAGGAAUAAACCCGCCGAUUGUCAGCGCAACGAUUAAUGUUGAAAAUUUUGAAUUCAAACCCGUGAUGUUUCAGAUGAUCAAUAACAAUGGUCUCUUUGGAGGAAUGUCUAGUGAUGAUCCUUUGUCCCAUAUGUGUUCCUUUAACCAGAUGUGUGAUAAUUUCAAACAAAGAGGCAUGACGGCUGAUGCAUUUAGGCUGAGAUUAUUUCCCUACACACUACAAGGGAAAGCUCGUGACUGGUUUGAGUAUUGGCCUUCCAUCACCACUUGGGAGGAAUCAAGAGAAAAAUUCCUAAAAAGAUUUUUCCCACCCACUCGAAAUGAAAAUCUAAGAAAUGUCAUCACAUCAUUCCGACAAAUGGAUGGUGAAUCGUUAUGGGAAGUGUGGGAGAGAUGGAACAAUUUGCUGAGAAAAUGUCCAACACAUCGACUCCGUGAUGAUGUGAAACUUGAGACAUUUUACCAAGGUUUAGAUGCUCAAACACGCAUGUUAGUAGAUACAUCAGCUAGAGGAGCUUUGCUUACAAAGAGCUAUGACGAGAGUGUGAAGAUAUUGGAUAGAAUAGCAACCAAUAAUUUCCAGUGGCCCACAGUUAGGGUACAUGCAAGUGGUUCGAAAGGAAGUACAUCAGAUGAAGCUCGUCUUGCAGCUCAAAAUGAUGCAUUAGCAGCUGAGUUGGCUUCGAUCAAAAGUAUGAUGAAGAAUAUGAUGUCAAGCAGUGGGAUGAAAGAAAAGAAGUUUCAGCAAAGGCCUCAAAACCCUCCGGGGUUUUAUCAAAUACCAAAUCAGCAAGUGAGACCACAAGGAGGUGCAUUCCACCAGACAUCAGGAAGUAGUUCAAAACCAGCAGCACCUUCAUCAAAUCAAGAGAUGUCACCUUUCAAGAAAGCCAUGAUGGAGUUUAUUAUCAAACAAGAUCAAAAGACUGAGGCACGUGAGAAGAAUCAAGCAAUUGCUAUGAGAAAUUUGAAAAAUCAAUUAGGGCAAUUAGCACAAGCACUGAACUCUCGAGAACCUCGAACGUUGCCAAGUAACACUCAAAAUCCAAGUAAUGGCAAUGAUAAAAGGCAAUGCAAUGCCAUCACGCUUAGAUCGGGAAAAGAGUUAACUCCAAAGAAUCAUGACUUACCAGCCACGAAAGAUGAGCAACAGUCGAAGAAAGUGAACAAGGAAGGUCCAACAAGUUCAAGUCUAAGUGCUGGAAAUCAAAAGAAGGCCCAAGAAAAAGAUGCUCCAACUGGUGCGACAGUUGCACCAACAACUUUGCCCUUCCCGCCUAGGGAAAAUAAGUCCAAAGUUGAUGAUGGGCAAUUUAAGAAGUUUCUAGAGAUCCUUUCUCAGCUUCAUAUCAACAUCCCUUUUGUUGAAGCCUUAAAACAAAUUCCCACAUAUGCAAUGUUUAUGAAGGAUGUUCUUACAAAGAAAAGAGUUUUUGGAGAAUUUGAGAUUGUUGCAACGACAAAAAGUUGCACAUCAAUAAUCCAAAACAAAUUGCCUGUGAAAAAGGAUGAUCCAGGUAGUUUCGUUCUACCUUGUAGAAUUGGAAUGUUAGACAAGAUAGGCUUAUGUGAUUUGGGAGCAAGCAUAAAUGUGAUGCCUUUGUCUAUUUUCCGAACAUUGGGAAUUGGAGCAGCUAGGCUAACCACUAUCUCACUCCAGCUGGGAGAUCGAUCGGUGGUAUAUCCAGAAGCUACCGUUGGAGCUUUGAUUGAUGUGAAAAAAGGAGAAGUCACAUUGAGAGUGAAUGAUGAGAAAAGGACGUUCAAUAUGUUUAAGGCUGUGAAGCAACCUUUUAAUAUGGAAGAGUGCUCAUUUGUACGAGUCAUGGAUAACUUGGUAAAUGCAGAAGUGGCUCAAUUGAGUAAAGUGACUCAUGAUAUUGAGGAAAUUGACGAAUGGAAAGUAAAGGAAGAUGUGAGAUGGGUCAAGGAGGAGUUGGACCUGAAGGAUAGGGUAACUGCACCAACAUUACCCUCUAUUGAAAAAGCACCAGAUUUAGAGCUGAAGCAGCUUCCAACACACUUGAAAUAUGCAUAUUGA